Osmia bicornis bicornis is the source of this 9854-nucleotide messenger RNA. RefSeq names its product signal-induced proliferation-associated 1-like protein 2. The coding region runs from base 900 to 5561 and encodes 1553 amino acids. Gene Ontology annotation, molecular function: protein binding; GTPase activator activity. The transcript has 13 exons. Gene Ontology annotation, biological process: regulation of small GTPase mediated signal transduction; activation of GTPase activity. Gene Ontology annotation, cellular component: cytoplasm. NCBI's taxonomy places the organism in Eukaryota, Metazoa, Arthropoda, Insecta, Hymenoptera, Megachilidae. The record is from RefSeq and is a predicted model, not a curated record.
AACGGAGUCAGUCUUUCUGCGACGCGCAACCUGUUAGCGUCGUGGUAUCGCGUCUUCUCUCGUUUCGCGGUUCUUUCAAUCUUUCGCACGAUUUCUCCGUCUAAUUACUUCACGAUUAUACCCAGCCGUGUUCUCAUUGACGCGAGUAAUACAGUUAAGUACGGAAACAGUUUGAAAAUCGUGUCUCGAUAUCACCGCGAGAAAGGUUACCGAUCGACACGCCAGGUCCGGGUUGACGAACCCUCUCAAAGAGGCGGACACGUCGGUCCCGUAAAAAUGCAGCUCGUCGUCCGAGCGAUCGUUUAACACGCAAUAUAUCUUUGAAUCACGUAGACGAUACUCGCGAAGGAAAAACAUGAAAAUUCAUUGGAAACAAGUAUAUAACUAAACCUCGCGACACCGUUGUCCUUCCGUUGUAGUUGGUGCGACGAGGUAAAAAGGUAGCGAUGUAAUCGAAACGACGCGACGCACUCUGUUUGAUCAACAUCGAGAGAUCAAGUGUCAGUAUCGGAGUCAGAAGAAUUUGAAAGUUCGAUAAAUUUUGUCAAAAGUGAUUGUGUCGAACGAAUGAACAACGAAACACACAUGUUUGGACCGUUUACUACGGUGAAUCGCGUGAGUCAGGACAAAGCGUUUAACGACAUCGUAACGGAUCGAUGGUUGAUCGUUCUGUGAGAAUUCAGUGGUAUCGCGACAAGGGAAUCGAAGCUACAGGAAAAUCUGUAGAUCGGUAUCAAACGUGCGCGGUGAUUGAGUGGUGCCGUUGGCCGAUUUAAUUUAUCUUGUGUUGGCAAAAGGACCCGGAAGCCGCUAUAUUGGAGAGGAAGCGAGAAAGCGGCGUGCCGCUCUUCUGUGUACCGCGGCAGAGGCGAUCGUCGCAACUUGAAAAUAAUGAAGAGAUGAUCGCGAGCCUACCGAUACACAGCGGCGGUGGAGGCGGCGGUGGCAGCGGAGGGCCAAAUAACCGGGUGGGUCGUGGAUUGGCCCUUCACAGGUCCAAUUCUAGCCUGGAGCUUCCUCACAGUCCGGACCCUGGUUCUCGAGUGCCAGAAACUCCCCUCAGGCGGGAGUAUGGAUCUCACGGAAGCAUCGACGUGGUAGCCGCUCAGUCAGUGACGGUUGGCGAGAACUUGUUCGCGAUGCUUCAAGACCUGAGACCAUCGGCAUCGGAUCAGCGAAAUUCGGUCGGCGUGGAUUACCUGAGGCGCGUUCCAGACGGACAAACGAUCGACGCGGACGAGGUUUGCGGGCCGACCGCCGGCUCCAGUCCAAAGCUUCGAUUGAAACUGAACAGACUGUGGGGCGCGAAACCGCCACGGGCCAUGGAGGAAAGUUGUAGCAGCCCCGUGUUGUCGGCCGAUGUCGAGGAGAGGCACAGAAGGCGAGCGUUCGCUCAUUACGACUGCCAAUCGCUCACAGCGAAUCUCGGCUACGCGGCGAAACUGAGGGGUAUCCUGCUGGCUAGGAGAAGAAACACCGCGACCGGAGCUUCUGCCGCGAGCUCCUUCAGGGCUUCCACCCCUGACGAGACGCCCGAGGAGGAUGUCGGGGAUGGAAAAGGUAACGAGUUGUUGGAAUCGUGUCCGUUCUUCCGAAACGAAACCGGCGGCGAAGGAGAGCGAGAAGUCGGUCUAACUCGAUGCUCCCAAGGCAACGGUGUUCACAGACCGUUCUUGGCGUACGGCGUCGCGGUUUUGGAACCGGCACCUGGAGAAACCAGCUGGAAGUACACUUGUCCGCUGCAGAAACGACCGCUCCCGAUCGAGAGCGUCGACGAGGGCGCUCACUAUUAUAGGAGAUACUUUCUCGGCCGGGAACAUCAAAACUGGUUCGGCAUGGACGAACAAUUGGGUCCGGUCGCUAUCAGUAUUCGAAAGGACGCGAACCAAUACAGGAUAAUAGUUCGUACUUCGGAACUGUUGACUCUUCGUGGUUCGGUACCGGAGGAAGCUCUAGGAAUAAGGCCUCAGGGUAGACUACCGACCAGAGAACUGUUGGAACUUGUAGCGCCAGAGGUGCAAUCGGGCUGUCUCAGGUUGGGCACCGCCGCGGCCGAAGAAGCUCUGGCUAGAUUGGACGAACAGGGACUCUCCAAUAGGUACAAAGUUGGCGUCCUCUACUGUAGAUCCGGGCAAAGAACUGAGGAAGAAAUGUACAACAAUCAGCACGCCGGACCAGCUUUCCUCGAGUUUCUCGACGCUAUCGGCCAAAGAAUAAGACUGCGAGGAUUCGAAGGUUACAAAGCUGGCCUGGAUACGAGAACCGACUCGACGGGUACGCACGCGGUCGCGGCGACCCAUCGUGGAGCGGAAGUAACGUUUCACGUGUCCACCAUGCUACCCUUUACACCGAACAAUCGGCAACAGCUGUUGAGGAAGAGGCACAUCGGAAACGACAUAGUCACGAUAGUUUUUCAGGAACCCGGCGCGUUACCCUUCAGCCCGCGAAGGAUACGUUCGCAAUUCCAACACGUGUUCAUCGUGGUCAGAGCCGUUGAUCCGUGUUCCGAGAAUACUCAAUACAGCGUGGCGGUGUCCAGGAGCAAGGAAGUGCCCGUUUUCGGGCCACCUGUUCCACCGGGUGCCACGUUCGCCAAGGGAAAGACUUUUGCCGAAUUUAUUCUGGCUAAAGUGAUCAAUGCCGAAAAUGCUGCGCAUAGAUCGGAAAAAUUUGCCACGAUGGCGACCAGGACCAGGCAAGAGUAUUUGAAAGAUCUUGCGACAAACUAUUCGUCCACUACGAUCGUGGAUACUGGGCAGAAAUUUUCCAUGCUGCCGUUCAGCAGCAAAAAGAAAACGGCCGUACGACCGAGACUAUCUUGCGACGCCUCGCAACGCGGCGCGAUAUGCUGGCAAGUGAUACUGGAGGACAGCAAUCAGAACACCGAUUGUUACCUUGGGAUCAGCAUAGACACGGUCGUUUUAAUCGAAGAACAUUCCAGACAAAUUGUGUUUGUUACUGCCUGCGCGAGCGUACUCGGAUGGCACGCCCAAACGAACAGUUUGAGAUUAUAUUAUCAUCAAGGGGAAUGCAUUACGAUUCACGUGCGCGGCGAUUACGGGGACAGAGACGAACUGAUGGAAAUAGUGGCGCGAUUGAGAGCGGUGACACAAGGGGCGCCCGCUACGGAAUUGUCUUUGAAAAGAAACAGCUUGGGGCAAUUAGGUUUUCACGUGCAACCGGACGGAGUCGUUACGCAGGUGGAAAGCAUGGGCCUCUCUUGGCAAGCGGGAUUGAGGCAAGGUUCUAGGCUGGUUGAAAUUUGCAAGGUAGCUGUAUCCACCUUGAGCCACGAUCAAAUGGUUGAUCUGUUGAAAACGAGCGCUCAGGUCACGGUCACUGUCAUACCGCCGAAUAACGAUGGUAAUCCUAGAAGAGGUUGUUCCCUGCAAAAUUGUCAGUAUUUAUCGAGCAGCUACGAGGGAGACUACGAGAACGUAACUAGUCCGGACAAUACGCCGACUCAGCAGACAGCCAUGUCCCACCAGAGGAGAUACGAGCGAUCUUUCAGUCCACCGAGAUCGAGCAACAGUUCUGGCUACGGAACCGGAUCUAGCUCCAGGUCGUUCAACGAUCCACGCUUCCCUAUGGAGGGCACCAUGACCAGCAGCAGUAGCGGACACAGUAGCACCGACGAUCGCUGGUACGAACUGCUAGAACCGCAAGAUCAAGAGAACGGACAUCGCGCGGACGGUACUCCUCCACCGCCUCUUCCAGCCAGACAAUCUUAUCAAAUAGUGACUCCCAAGUCCUCUCAAAAAAAGGACAAAGAGUCUCACUACGCGAGCAGCAAACAGUUCUCCGAGAAUUUGAAACAUCACGGUCACGAUCACUACGCGAAGGAGAGUAAUUACGUAUCCUCGAAAACGAUACAAGAGAACAACGCCAGACACGAUAAUUAUCAAAGACAAUUGGAUAACGUUCAUCGAAACCAAGAUCACGUCACAUCCAACUACGUGAAACUUCAAAAGGAAAAGUACGAGAUGAAGCAGGAAAACUUGUACGCCUCUCAGAGGGAGCUCCAUAAAAACGAUGUCCAUCACGUUGGUCAUCAGAAAUUGAACGCAUCGAACUCGUUACCGUUGGCUCAAAACGCGGCUUACAGUCUUCCAAAGUCGAACAGUAACAACAAUCUGGGUAGAUGCAACGAGUAUGAACAAUCGAAAUUCGAGUACGAGGGAAAAGCGGAUAGAAGUCCGAAAUACGAAAUGCAGGAUGAAAAAAUGAUGGACAACAGGGUGGCGGUGAAUAAGUACGAGCAGGAUAUUCGAGUGCACGAUAAGAGACCGAUAAACUACGAGUAUCCCGAGGAGGUGUACGAAAGGAGAAACAGUAAGUACGAGAUGGAAAUCGCAAAAUACGAGAUCGAAUGUCAACACGGGAUCAACGAAAGGAAACACGUUGACAACGGUGAACAAACACGCGAAUCCAUUAGAUACGAACUCCCGCACGAGUUCAAAGUCGGCGAGAAGGUAACCUGCUUGAAGACCACCAUCACCGAAAGACCAGUGCCUCACAAGAUAAACGUGGAAUAUCGACAAACGAAAGAUUUCGCCGCCAGCAGUUUACCGCCAGAGGUGAGAAUUCCCGACGUUAAUUGCUCGGAAGCGGCCACUCUACCGAGCGAGGAUGAAUUAUCAAACGGUUCCGGAAGCGUGUCGCCUCGAUUGAGAAGAGCCGGCAAACAUCGCGGCGGAAAUCUUACUCCUUCGAGCGGAAGCUCGAGGAAUCAGAGUCCGAGACCGAAGCCAGGUGUUCGUAAUUCUCACAGGAACUCCGCGAAUCUAACGUCCAGCACGCUUCAAGAAGACCUAAUGAAGCUGAUCAAUCCUGAUUACAUCGCGGACGAUGGCCAAUUAACGAACAACAACAACAACACGACCGGAAACGUAAUGAUCGGCAAUCAAAAUCCGAACAAGAUCAACAACAAUAUGCUCGAGAUUCAAAACAGAUGUAGAUCGAGAGAGAAUUUGUGCGGCGGCAGCGGCAACGCGCUCACCGUUUUGCCCGCGAACGGACAGGAAAACGGAAACGGUGGAUCGGAAGUGAUCCUCACGAUGGCCAGACCGGCAACGGUCAUCUCCAACGCGAGCACAGCGUCUAGUCCCGCGCCGAGCGAAAACAAAUUAUCGAAGGAAGAAAGUUUGAUGCACGCUCUGUUUAGAUUAUCGCCACGCGUUACCAAACCUCCUCAUUCGAUUUCCAAAGCACCGACCAACCUGACGUCCAUCAAAGACACGAAAAAUCACAACGACUCGGACGUGGACUGUUGGCAAAAUCAUCACGUGGACGCUAGAUCGAAACAGCACGGUCAAGACUGGUCUGACGAUAGAUUAAUCGACGGCUGCAAUACCAUCGCAAAUUCUGUCUCGGAUCUGCAAUCUCACUUGUCCACCCUCGAGUUGAGGGUAGCCAGAGAAACGCGUCGAAGGCUCUCCUUGGAAGACGAAGUACGUCGUUUGAGGGACGAGAACCGUCGUCUACAGGACGAAAGCCACGCGGCUGCCCAACAACUUCGACGCUUCACCGAAUGGUUUUUCCAAACUAUAGAUCACCAAUAAGUAUACCUACCCUGAACGAUUCGUAACUACUCGUUCGAUCGUUCUGUGCGAGCAGUAUUAGUUACGCGUUUCCUCGACAGAUCAACGCGCGAAUCAAAGAUUAUUUAAAGCGAUCGCCGGUCGCACGAUUAUAAGUACAUGCAUUUUGAGACGCGCGUAUCGUUUGCGCGAUAUUUUGUACCAUAGACACUUUAUUUUAGAUUAAAGUCGUAAAGAUAUCGUCCAAGUUACCAUCGUGACACGCCCCGUGCACAAGUUGACGGUGAUUCGUGUGCAAGAUUGAAAGAAAAAAGAAAAAAGAGAUAUGAAAAAGGUAUAUAGUAGCUGUUGUUCAUUCGGGGGAAUAUUGUUUCGUUAACGAUGCGCGUUAAUCGCAACAACGUCUCACUUUGAAACGACCAAAUAUUGCUAGUUGUUUAAGAAUCACUUUAACUUCGUCCGUAAUUUAUUACGUGUUUUUGUAUAAUUCAUCAGGGUAUUGUUAAGCGAAACGCGAGGGGUAUUAAACUUUCGUUCAUCCGUUGAGAUAAACAAUUAAUUUCUCCUCGUGAAAUAUCUCCUGUAACAUCGAUAAUAAAUGAAGAAAAAAAAAAAAAAGAAUUCGAUUUCAAUAGGAAAUAAUACAAUGCAACCAAUUAGAAUAAAAUAGUUUAUUAUAAUUCACAGGAAAAAAAACAAGACAUUCUCAUGACGCCUGAAAACUCACUGUUCUGCAUCGAUUAACAAUAGUGUUUAGCCGUGGUUACCACUCUUUCCUGUUCGAGACCAACGGAAAGCCGCAUUCGUGUGUGAGCAAUACCGGAGUAUUUAUUCCACCAUGUAAUCUACGGUAAAAUUUUUUUACGAUAAUUUUCUCUUUAAAUAGUAAUGUAGUAACAGAUUUUUGUCUUCGUGUAUAUAUAUAUAUAUCUAUAAGUGUGUAUAUAUAUUCAUAUGCAUAUGUUAUAUACGCAUAAUCGGAAUACCCGUGUCAACGGAGAAAACCUAAGACCGCUCUCACAUAAUACUCUACCACCGCGUAAGGUUGCAACGAUCGUAGCCUGGUUCGACGUGGUCCGUGGCCAAUGAACAGUAAAUCCUUCGGUUCGGGAACGCGUUCGAAUCUUUAACCCUCGAACGUACGGAGUCGGUUUCGAUAUCAAUAUCGGUUACUUGACUUUUACAAUACUUUUCUCGCGAAUGUGGAAAAGAUUAAAGAAAAUGCUCAACUGUUCGUCCGAGAGUUAAUAAGCAAACUAAUGAGACACGAGAGCAAAACAUAGCUCGUUGUCCGCGACGCGUAUCAUCAAGAUUUUUUACCAGUUUUCGUUUGCUUUUUAAGUACAUCGAGAAGGUAUGCGUGGGAAAUGUAAUUAUUAUUCUCGUUGCGCGUCUAACGAAAUAUACAUGUAUGCCCUGUGCGCGAAGAGGAUCUUCUUCGGAAAAAUUCUAUUGAGUGUGUCGUCGACAACGAGAAACGGUCAAGAGGCUUUACAACGACCGACUCUUUUCCACGUUUUUCCAUCUUCCCCUUAUUUUAUCUUUUUUUUUUUAAACGAGCAAAUUUAACCCUUUAACUCUAAAUCGGGACAUGGUAUAUUAUUAAACUGUUUCAACGUUCGGAUGGAAACUCGCUCGGAGAGAAACAGCACGAGCAGAAACAUGAGCACCAGAGAAGUUACGCGUAGCGCGUUUCCGUCGAAGCGGUGCGUACUGCGAGAAAAAUCAGCGUCAGGACACGGUGAAAUAGUAAAGCGACGAGGCGUCCUCGACAUUAUGGCACGAAAGGCGAAGGUAUCGCUUUACCGGUUUACGCGAACAAAGCUUACGUUUCUCUUCUCUUCGUUUCGAAACGACUUAUUUUUCAAGAAAUCUCUUGUUUCACGAGGAAGCCGUGCAACGACGAGAAGAAAAACGGUAUCGUUCGAUGAUUCGCGAUCGGAGACCGAGGCACAAAAGUUUCGAGACGCGUGGGACAAAACGGACAGGGGCAGCGGAGGUUCUGUAAUUAUGUACAAGAAAUUUCAUCGAUUUCUCCAAACGGGAAUCGAAAAUCAACCGUGCGUUUAACCGAGUCGAACUAGGACGAGAGGAUCGAUGAAAAAUAUCGUUCACCGCCGGUAUACAUUUUUCACCUUUCACCUUUUUCGCGCUUAAUCACUUUGCCAAUUCUCUUAUUUUUCUGCACACCUUUCGAAAAUUCGUGCUCGUCAUCGAGAAUUAAUCUCGAUUCUACCAACGACGCUUCUCCUUCGAUAAAUUGAUCUCGAAUUGGAUAUCGUCCAAACUUUGAUCCCUAAACGCUCGAAUAUUACGAAUAAUAAUAUAUCGGAGAGUAGUACACGCCUCUGCGUCGUAGCUAAUACAAAAAUACUGUUCUGUUGCACCAUUUUUUUCUUUUCCUACUAUUCCUAUUAUUUUACGCAUAAUAAUCCCUGUAGUCUUUUAAAAACGCUCCUUUAUCGCUGUCAAGGGAAACAAAGGGAGGAAACGAAAAAUACUGAAUACGGCAUAUAAGUAUAUAUAUAUACAUAUAUAAAAAAGAAAAAAAAAAACAAAAAAUCACGGUAAGAGGACUCUUUUUCGCAAACACAGCAAGAACAUACGAAAUCAAACGAUCUCGACGACGAUCUCGAUGUACGAUAGCCCUCCGUUUAUAUGGAACGAGACGAUUCGAAAAGUUGAGAUACUCCAGAUACUUAUACCAAAUCACCCUUUCCCAUAAAAUAAUUAAUCCGUUCUCAUGUAAAAAAAAUGAUACCUACAUUAAUUUAGAAUUUCGGCGGAAUUCUAGCGUACAUCGAGACGGUAGUUAGAGAGGGGGGAAAAAACGAAUAAGCAGAAAACUGUGUUUCCUGUUUGGAAAUUAAUAGAUUCGGAUAGCAAUCGGUAAAAAGUCAGCCUCUCGUACGUGUAGAUGAUCGUGCGAGGGCCACGUAUACUCGUAAACGCGCACGUUACCCUCCUCCGUUUCCGAUUUGUCUCGUAACUUUCGAUGAAUUGCGAAGGGAAACGCGACGACGAUACAAUGUUCGAUACAAUCGCGAUAUAAUGCCGUAACGUGCCACACGUAUCCAAGAAAGAAGAAUCUUCGGAAAAAUCUUUUUUCUUUUUCCUAGAUCAAAUCAGUUCAUGAUAUGCGAACGACACGGACUGACGGACUAAUUACUUUAUCUUUUCUUUCUCUCUCUCCCGAUAUUCUAUAUUUCUUUUUUCUUCUUUCUGUACUCGUUCAAUUAAUUACAAUUCAGCAUGGCGAACAAAAGAUUUCAUCCCUUCACUCGAGAGAAAUCACAUUGACGCUCCAAGCCAUUAUUCACUACGAUUAUUCAUCAUAUAAUUGUGUAUAUAUAUAUAUAAUAUAUCAUAUAUUCAGCAUCACAGUAAGAUAGCGCCCUUCAUUAUUAAGUGAUCGUCGAUCAGUUCGGACCAUUUAUAUUCAUUCCCGUUAACAAACAUUCUUCUACAACAACCCGUCUAAACAUUGUCGAAUAAUUUUCAUCUGGCAUCGACGUCGAUGCAAUUGUUACGUACAUGAUCGGUAUCGUGUUCGUAGAACUGAUACGUCGAACUAGCAACUUGUCAGAAAGUGAAAUAAAAUCGUCCGCGUACAACAGGACUGUGUAUCAAACGAGCUGGUCAAAUACUGACACCGGACAAAUGAAAAAAGAAAAAAUAAAAUAAGGUGAGACGAUUAAAUCGACAAUCAAAUUAAAAGAGAAUAGAGAAAGAAAACGAAGUCGUAAAGCUUGAAAACGGAAAACGAUUAACGACAGUCCCCGAUACACCUCGUUACCUUGCACGUUAUCUCGAAAGGAAGAAACUACUUUUUUGUACGUUACACCCUUGCUAAACCUCGAGGAACUUUGUACGUAACGGUACGUACAAGAAUCGAACAAAAUAAUGGAAACGUUUAUUACACGUUUCUUUAAUUAAUACUUUAUCGAUCGGAAGCCUAGUUAGUAUUUUUUCAUGUAAGUGAAAAUCGAUUAGAUAAACCUUCGUUUCAUUAUUUUGUUCGCUCUUCGAAUUCAACGAGCUUUCAAAUCAUACGGUAUCGGUGGACCGUCUACGUUCGAUCUGCUCUACUUACAAAGUAGCAAAAGUAUAGGUUUCUACAAAUACAUACUUAUAAUUACUCUGAAAAUAAAUAGUUAUAAAAAUAAGCGAGCAUUUUAUGCUUAAAAUACCUUAGGUAAAAACUUAAUGUUUAGUUUGCACCACGUUCGGAGUGGAAUGUGUGGUCUCUCUUACUAGAUCGUAAAAGCGUCAUUCUAAUAAAACAUUCAACUAUCAUGUAAAAAAAAAAAACAU